AAAUUCCCUACAGGAAUUUGGAGACAGAACAAAGCUUUUUUUUUUUUUGUUAUUGUUGUUGCUUGUGAGGGAGAAGCUGCAUGUGUUUGGAUACAYAUCUGCACGGGACUCCUGCACACUGUGAACACAGACUGAUCCCUCUCAAAGUUGUGAGCGAGUCAGAAGACAUCCAGACAUCCGUGCAUCUCUCCGCCGGCAACUCGCUGAGUGCAGAGAGACCGGUUCGGGAAUCCCCGCUGCAGCUUCUUCACACUCUGACCAAGGCUGCACCCCUGACAUGUCCAGCUGCGAGCAGCUGCAUGAGAGGGCGAUUCGUCCCUUAGAAACAAACUGAACAACCCCGUCGUUGCCUCCCGCAAUUUCCACAUGAGAUUCGGCAGAAUUAGUCAGGACCGGCCCCGGACCACUCACUUUCAACUUCACGUAGUCCGAAUUCCAGCUUCCGCAGACAGACUCGAAGACUCUCAAGGACGUUAAGGACACGAAUAAGGGUCUCGUUUUGUCUCGGAGCAGCUUGUGGCUUCUUGCCAGCAGCCAUGCAGGUGUCCUUUGCGUGUACGGACCACGGGCUGAAGGCCCCUCGCAACGGCGAGCACAGCAAGCAGAACGCCACCAGCCCCAACACGACCAGCCAUGCCCGAGCCCGCUUCCGCACCGUGGCCCUGAUCGCCCGCAGCCUGGGCUCCUUCACCCACCGCUACCACCACAACCUGAAGGAGUCCACUGCCAAGUUGACCGGCAUGAAAUACCGGAACCUGGGGAAAUCUGGUUUACGUGUCUCCUGUCUGGGUCUUGGAACAUGGGUAACAUUUGGAGGUCAGAUCUCCGAUGAGGUAGCAGARCAGCUGAUGACCAUCGCCUAUGAGAGUGGGGUCAACCUGUUUGACACGGCCGAAGUCUACUCCGGGGGAAAAGCAGAGAUACUCUUGGGAAACAUCAUCAAGAAGAAGUGCUGGAGGAGAUCCAGCCUUGUGAUCACCACAAAGCUCUACUGGGGAGGAAAAGCUGAGACAGAGCGAGGCCUCAACCGAAAGCACAUAAUUGAAGGUUUAAAAGGUUCCCUCCAGAGGAUGCAGCUUGAAUAUGUGGAUGUGGUCUUUGCCAACCGGACGGACAGCAACACUCCUAUGGAGGAAAUUGUGAGAGCUAUGACUCAUGUGAUCAACCAAGGGAUGUCCAUGUACUGGGGAACAUCUCGCUGGUCUGCCAUGGAGAUCAUGGAAGCCUAUUCUGUGGCCAGACAGUUUAAUCUUAUUCCACCGGUGUGCGAGCAGGCUGAGUAUCAUUUCUUCCAGCGGGAGAAGGUGGAAACUCAGCUUCCUGAGCUCUACCAUAAAAUUGGCGUGGGUGUGGUAUCUUGGUCUCCUCUGGCAUGUGGGAUUAUCACUGGAAAGUAUGAAAACGGCAUCCCAGAAUCCUCAAGAGCUGCGAUGAAGCCAUAUCAGUGGUUGAGGGAGAAGAUAACGAGUGAGGAUGGGAGAAAACAGCAAUCCAAACUAAAAGAUCUGACUCAUAUUGGAGAAAAACUAGGAUGCACCUUGCCACAGUUAGCCAUCGCCUGGUGCUUGAGGAAUGAAGGAGUCAGCUCAGUGCUCUUGGGGGCCUCCAAUCCCACGCAGCUGACAGAAAACCUGGGAGCCAUUCAGGUAAUUCCAAAGAUUACAGCAGGUAUUGCUUCAGAAAUGGACCAUAUUCUGGGCAACCGUCCACACAGUAAAAGGGACUACCACCACUAGGAUGGAUACUUUCUACUAAACUACGCUCAUAAGGCUUUUCAAAGCUCACUUUUCACAGCCAUGGCACCAUAAGUGCGUGCCCACGACUGCGUGUAUCUGUGGAGGACUGUGUGAUUGUACUUGGCUCUUUCAACUCAUAACUGUGAAGUGGGCUACAUGACGACAAAGCAUGCAUGCAAAACCAGCCAGUUAUCAGACUGAACAYGAUUUGGAGGAUCCAUCAAGACAAUUCCCUGCAUCGUCAAAAAAAAAAAAAAAAAGCAACCUCACCAACAGCGAACUUUGCAGAAGGUGCUGAACCAUAUAGUGCUGGAAGAAGAAUAGAGUUAAUUGUUUAAAUGCUCCGUUAAAAUGGCUGUCAGUGCAUGUAGAGAAAACUACUGAGGAAUUAAUUACCUCUAAGCAUCCAAUUAAGCAUAGCAGAGCACUAUGAUAAUAGAUUAUUUGCAUC
Molecule: messenger RNA, 2187 nt
Organism: Poecilia reticulata (guppy)
Lineage: Eukaryota; Metazoa; Chordata; Actinopteri; Cyprinodontiformes; Poeciliidae
Gene: kcnab1b
Product: potassium voltage-gated channel subfamily A regulatory beta subunit 1b
Biological process (GO): regulation of potassium ion transmembrane transport; transmembrane transport; potassium ion transport
Cellular component (GO): membrane; voltage-gated potassium channel complex; juxtaparanode region of axon
Molecular function (GO): potassium channel regulator activity; transmembrane transporter binding; voltage-gated potassium channel activity
Source: RefSeq, a predicted model, not a curated record